AUGAUUGAAAAGAUAGAUCCCAGUCAAAAUAUAAUCAAGAAUUCAGAUAUAAAACAUUCAAGGGUUUGGACUACUUUGAUUACAAAUACUAAAUAUUUAACUGGGUUAUUAACAUUAAAUUACUCUUUACAAAAAACUGGUUCAAAAUAUCCAUUAGUUGCAUUAUACACCGAAGGGUUAAAUGAAGAAGGUCAUAGAGUUUUAGAUGAUCGAGGAAUUUUAAAAUUGAAAAUUGAAUACUUAUUACCAACAAAGAACAAAGAUUAUUCUCAAGAUCCAAGAUUUUAUGAUUGUUGGUCCAAGUUACAACCAUUUUCUUUGGUUCAAUUUGAUAAAAUUGUUCAAUUAGAUUCUGAUAUGAUUGUAUUACAAAAUAUGGAUGAAUUAUUUGAAUUGGAUUUGAAUUCAACAACUAGAUGCUUUGCUGCAAGUCAUGCAUGUGUUUGUAAUCCUUAUAAAUAUAAUCAUUAUCCAAAGGAUUGGAUUAAAGAAAAUUGUGCAUUUACAAAUUAUAAUGAUAAAUUAAAUGAUCCAAAUGAUGAAGUGUUGGGACCAAAACCAAGUGAUGAACCUUUGGGAAUAUGUAAUGGUGGAUUACAAGUUGUUAAACCAAAUCAAGAAUUAUAUAACAAGAUAAUUAAGACUUUAGAUAAUGAUGAUUUAAUUUUAAAUUAUGAAUUUGCAGAUCAAUCAUUAUUAUCAGAUAUUUUUAAAUCAAAUUGGAUUGGGAUAUCAUAUAUUUAUAAUUAUUUGAAAACAUUAAAACAAGUUCAUCGGGAUCUUGAUUUUGGAAAAGUUAAGAAUAUUCAUUAUAUCUUGACACCAAAACCUUGGGAUAUUAAACCAGAGGAUAGAUUAAAAUUCAAUGAUGAGAGUGAUACUUUCAAGUAUUGGUGGGAUGUUAAUGAUGAACGGUUAUUAGAAGAGGAAAAACAAGGUAUUAAAGAUGGAUAUUGA
Molecule: messenger RNA, 957 nt
Organism: Hansenula ciferrii
Lineage: Eukaryota; Fungi; Ascomycota; Saccharomycetes; Phaffomycetales; Wickerhamomycetaceae
Product: glycosyltransferase family 8 protein
Exons: 1
Coding region: 1-957 (318 amino acids)
Molecular function (GO): glycosyltransferase activity
Source: RefSeq, a predicted model, not a curated record